Messenger RNA from Podospora pseudocomata, 453 nucleotides. RefSeq lists its product as uncharacterized. The transcript is spliced from 4 exons. NCBI's taxonomy places the organism in Eukaryota, Fungi, Ascomycota, Sordariomycetes, Sordariales, Podosporaceae. The coding region runs from base 1 to 453 and encodes 150 amino acids. The record is from RefSeq and is a predicted model, not a curated record.
AUGUCUGACAAGAGAACCACCGAGAAGGUUGGCAACACCAAAUGGGGCAAUGAACCUCAUGAAGCCCUCGCCGUGGGCCUCUACAACGUUCUGAUCGCCCAAGGUGUUAGCCUGGCUAACAGCAAGGAUAUUGUGGUCGAUACCAUGGCUCGCAUGGGUUCGCCUUUCACUUGGGAGGCUAUCCGUAGUCGAGUCGAGUCGAGAUCCUCGUUGGCUAGUGCCAUAACCUGGAAAUUCUGUUUGUUUGCCACACCACACACUCACAACACAAUACCGACACCAACACCAAUCGCCGACAUGGUUCGCUGGGAUAAUCAGUCCAACUCGGACCUCCUCACCUGCUUGUAUGACGUCUACAGCAAGGAGAUGGGGAGGGAAGUCCAGGCGCAGAUCGUGGACAAGAUGAAGAGUAAGGGCCACGAGGACGUCAACUGGGACAAGAUUCGGCUGUGA